Pipistrellus nathusii (Nathusius's pipistrelle) is the source of this 1650-nucleotide messenger RNA. The record is from the annotation of a GenBank genome assembly. Lineage: Eukaryota; Metazoa; Chordata; Mammalia; Chiroptera; Vespertilionidae.
AUGGCGGGCAGUCGGUGGCCCUUACCUGAGCCCCACAAGGGGUGGCAAUUGAAGUCGGACCUGAGGAGGAAGUCGCUCUUGGAGUCGAGGCUGAUCAAGCGGUGGGUGUCAGGGCCCAACCUGGCCAAUGGGCUCCUAGGACAAAAGCUCAGCAGGAAGUGGCUGCUAGGGCGGGCGCCGCUGGAACCCGUGGCCCUGGGCAUGAAAUAUAAGCCCUUGUACAAGGACAGGAACAAGUUGCCUUCCUGCUCUUUCUCCAGGAACAAGGACAUGUUUGGGAAGUGCCCCACCUCCAUGGACAGCCGGCGGUGGGUAUUUGUGAAGGAGGGGGCGGACGACUUCAGAACGGGCUGUCCAUCUCCUGAAGAUAUGAUCACUCGUGGCCAUCGGGAGGGCUUUCUCCCCAUGAUUGCUCAUAGGAUUCCCCGCCCUCCGCCCAAAAAGAUUCAGAGGAAGCCGCCCAAGGGAGCGGACCUGUGUUCCAAGCUCACGCCAGCCCAGCGAGCACGGAAGGCUUUUGUAGAGAACAUUGAAGCCAACUUGAACAAGCAUCCCUUGGCGGACUGCCUGAAUCUGGAGGAAGAUCUCCCUCCAGACCUUCUCCUCAAGGUGCUGCAAGUGCUAGAUCCUGACAGGGAGCUGGAGGACACAUGGGUUUAUUGUGAGGGCACCAAGGAAAGAAAGAAGACCUCCACACACCUGUGUGAAAAACAUCCCGAGGAGGUCAACCUGGAAGUUCCCCAGGCAGUGAACCUGGAACCUCCCAAGGCAGUCAAACUUGUCCCUCCCAAGGCAGUCAAACUGAAACCUCUCAAGACAGACAAACUGGAGGCAGUCAACGUGGAAUCUCCCUGGAACUUCAACCUGGAACAUAUAGAGGCAGACAUCCAGGAACCUCCCGAAGAAGUCAACCUGGAACCUGAGGAAAAAGACCAUGCGAAAACAGCCAAAGAGUGUCUCCAGUCUUAUUUAUUCAGUUUGUUUCCUGAGCAAGAGACAAAAAAAUCAUGCAAAAGGAUCAUCCCCAAACUUCCUGUUUUCCAAAGCACAAGAAAAGUAGUUCAUGAAUUCUGCAAAUGGAUUGAUGAUACUUUUGGAGACAUAGGCAUUGAUGAAGAGGCCAUCAUGAAAAAGUUUGAAAUUGAUUUUGAGGGCCCACUCACCCAUGCUACAGUCAAAAUAAAGAAAAUAAGUCACCUUCCUUUGAAUAUAAGGCCCAGCAAACAGCUAGAUGGUUUAAAGCAGAGAAAAUUCUCCCUGCAGGAAGAUAACUGGGAAAGGAAACUCCGAAAACCACACGACCCUUAUAAAUCCAAAUGGGAGAAGAUAAGGUAUGGAGCAUGGUACCUGGACCCCAAACUCUGGAAAAAGUUGGUCAAUGACGCACCUUUGUCCGACCCUAAAGUCGUCCGUGACAGGGAUUAUUGGAACUAUAGAAGGCAUCUUGAACCAGACAUUAUUGAUGAACUUUAUGGACCAAUUGCCUUCAAAGAUUUUGUUGUAAGCAAAGGCUACUCGAUGCCAAGUGUGAUUGAGAAGAUGUUUAUAAGGAAGGGAUGGAACUAUGAUUCUGUGAAGACUCCUAUACACCGAGUAGUGAAACUCCUCUCUCAACCCAAAGAGGAGGAUUCAGAGGAAGAAGAGAAUUAG